Molecule: messenger RNA, 418 nt
Organism: Ilex paraguariensis (yerba mate)
Lineage: Eukaryota; Viridiplantae; Streptophyta; Magnoliopsida; Aquifoliales; Aquifoliaceae
Source: the annotation of a GenBank genome assembly
AGAGAGAGAGAGAGAUGGCAGCUGCAGUUGGUAGAGGAUCACAGACCAUGAGCUCCUUUUGUUUCAAGCCAAUGCUGAGAAAAGCCUACCACAGAAAAAGCAAUUCCACGGACAUGAUCAGUGACACUGUCAAAGUGAACGGAGAGGAAGUGAAGACCAAAACCGCAGCUGGAGAUCACGGUGGCAGUUGGUGGAUUCCUGAUGACCGCACCGGAAUUUACUGUCCGAAGGGCCAAGAGAAAGUUCUGGCAGAUGUUCCUCUCGGUGCGGGGAAGGAUUCCGGGGUCCACUAUUUUUUCAACAAUUUAAAUCAUGGUUAACCAAUUUAAUUGGUGUGCGUGGCAAAAAUUCACGACUAAAAUGUUCAUCAACCAUUUUAUAAUGAUGUUAUGUUGUCAAUGUUUUUUUUAAUAAAAAA